Ectocarpus sp. CCAP 1310/34 is the source of this 714-nucleotide messenger RNA. The record is from the annotation of a GenBank genome assembly. NCBI's taxonomy places the organism in Eukaryota, Phaeophyceae, Ectocarpales, Ectocarpaceae.
AUGGGCCAGCUGGUGCAGCUGGUCGGAGGACUUGCUGCACGUAUAGAGGAGAAGUCCGGCGGUGCCACGGAGGGCGCCGCUGAAAGCGGCGGCGCUGUGGAGAGCGUCGCCACAAGCACUGCAGGGCCGAAGAGAGACGACGAGUCCUCGGUGGACAAGCCCGUGAGGGAAGCGAUCGGAUGCCUGAUGUGGUUGCUGUUCACGAGGCCGGAAUUCGCGCUGCCUUUGAACAAGCUGCAGAAGAUCGCCCACUCACCCACCGAGAGGAUGUGGAACGCGCUUGUGCGGAUCAUGCGUUCGACAACGGGGCUAGCCGUGACUGUAGAUGGGACCGUAGUGUGCGCAUCCACGAAGACACAGCCAGUGACGGCUCAGUCGACCACGGAGGCAGAGUAUAUUGCAGCCGGGGAGGGCGUGAAGGAAGCGUUGUUCGUGCGUGGUGUUCUGUCGUUCAUUGCGCCCGAGACGAGCGGUGCCACGAUCAGGGUCCGUGAGGACAACGAGGGGGCUCUCGCGUUGGUGCAGAACCCUUUCAGCUCGGCGAGGAGCAAGCACAUCGACGUGAGGUUCCACUUCAUCCGCGAGCUCAAGGCGGGCAAGAUCACCGCAGGUUAUGUCUCGACAGAAGAGCAGCACGCCGAUAUGCUGACCAAGGUCCUUGGUAGGGGCAAGUUGGAGUACCACCGGAAGGCUCUGAUGAAGCUGCCGAUGUAG